AUGGACAGACGUAAUCUCACCGGGCUGAAGGAAUUCAUCCUCCUGGGAAUCACAGACCGUCCGGAGCUUCAAGCUCCCUUGUUUGUGCUCUUCCUCAUCAUCUACAUGAUCUCACUGGUGGGCAAUCUGGGCAUGGUCAUCCUCACCAAGAUGGACCCGAGGCUGCAAACACCCAUGUACUUCUUUCUCAGACACCUCGCGCUCACGGAUCUCGGCUAUUCCACCGCUGUGGGACCCAAAAUGUUGGUAAAUUUCCUUGUAGAUAAAAAUUCCAUUUCAUAUCAGUUAUGUGCCACACAGUUGACUUUCUUUGUCAUGUUUAUCAUUAGUGAACUUUUUAUCCUAGCAGCAAUGUCUUAUGACCGCUAUGUGGCCAUCUGCAAACCUCUGCUCUACACAGUCAUCAUGUCCCAAAGGCUGUGUCUGGUGCUGGUGGCAAUCCCCUAUCUCUACAGUACCUGUGUUUCUCUUCUGGUCACUAUAAAAAUCUUCAAUUCCACCUUCUGUGGUUAUAACGUUGUCAGUCAUUUCUACUGUGACAGCCUCCCCUUGUUAUCUUUGCUCUGUUCAAAUACUUAUGAAAUACAGUUGAUUAUUAUGUCUUUAUCUGCUUUUAAUUUGAUUUUCACUCUUCUGGUAGUUGUCUUAUCUUAUCUGCUCAUCCUCAUUGCCAUCCUCAGGAUGAAGUCAGCUGAGGGGAGACGCAAAGCUUUUUCCACCUGUGGAUCCCACUUGACUGUGGUCACUGUGUUUUAUGGGACUUUGAUAUUUAUGUAUGUGAAACCCAAGUCCAGUCACUCCUUUGACACUGAUAAAAUGGCUUCAAUAUUUUACACCCUCAUUAUCCCCAUGUUGAAUCCCUUAAUCUAUAGCUUGAGGAACAAGGAUGUAAAAUGUGCACUGCAAAAGACGUGGACAAAAGUAUGCAGUAUCUUUUCUUAA
Molecule: messenger RNA, 942 nt
Organism: Sorex fumeus (smoky shrew)
Lineage: Eukaryota; Metazoa; Chordata; Mammalia; Eulipotyphla; Soricidae
Product: olfactory receptor 8K3-like
Exons: 1
Coding region: 1-942 (313 amino acids)
Biological process (GO): sensory perception of smell; G protein-coupled receptor signaling pathway
Cellular component (GO): membrane
Molecular function (GO): G protein-coupled receptor activity; odorant binding; olfactory receptor activity
Source: RefSeq, a predicted model, not a curated record